Molecule: messenger RNA, 2949 nt
Organism: Paramecium pentaurelia
Lineage: Eukaryota; Ciliophora; Oligohymenophorea; Peniculida; Parameciidae
Source: the annotation of a GenBank genome assembly
AUGUCUAAAUAAAACCUAAGCAACUACAUCAAAUUUUUAAAUCAUCUCACAGAAUUAGAACAAAAAGGUCUUCUCACUUCAAAGCAAAAACACCUUUUGAAAGUGAAUCUAACAACUAAAGAAUAAAUAUUAGAUAAAUUGAUUUGCUCUUUUGAUGAUGAGCAGAAUUAUUAAGACGCCAUACUUUAAUAUUUAAGUGCUAUAGAACCAUAAACUAAGUUUAGAUGUCAUUCUUCUGGAGAGAGUGAGACUCCAAUGAAGUUUAGAAAAAGGCAUAAUUCUCAUUCUAAAAUUACUUCUUUUAAUGAGUCUAAAUUGAUUGCCAAUUUGGAUGAGUUAAAUGAUCAAUUAAUGAAUAUUUGGUAAUCAGAUACUUAGUUUGUAAGAUUAUAUUCAUAAUUUCUAGCUCUUUAAUCAAGAAAUUAAUGAAAAAUUAAGAAAAGUAGGAGAAUUAAUAAAUAAAACAGCUACUUCUACACCAUUUGGAUCUUAAAAAUAAGUUAUUAAUAAUAGUGAGACUGUUUGUUUGAUUGAUAGUUUAAGAUCUCUUUAUAAAGACAUGAAAGUAAAGAUUAUAUUUAAUUAAGCAACAUUUUAAUGAUUAUUUACGUUGUCAUAUUUUGUUGAUGGAUGAUUAAUUUACUACUGAGCAUUUACAUAAAGUCUUAAGAGCAUUCAUAAAAAAUUUAGUUGAUGCAGAUGAAGUUACAUUCAUAAUAAAUAAUGAAUUAUAUACAUCUAGAACUGAACAAUUUCAAAAUAUUAUAAUUACAGAAUAAUAAUAAUAAGAGAUCGAUCUAAUUCAAGAUAAAAAAUUAAUUGAUUUAUCAUAAUUCUAUCCUGAAUUGGGAGUCCUUUUUUAAACUAAUUAAUAUAAAGGUAAUUAUGCUCUUAAGAUUUCAAAUUCUUCUUGUAUUUUUUGUUUUCAUUAAAAAGGAGAAAAAAAUAUAAUUAUAGAUUCUUUUCUAUCUCUUUGUAAUGAAUAUUAAUUCUUUGAUGAAGUAAAUUAAUUAGCAUAUUUUUUAUUGGAAACUAUUAAAUAAGCUAGAGUUUAAUGUUUUAAUCCAUUAUAAUUAUCACAUAUGAUUUAAGAUAUUGGAAUAGCAUUUAUUAGAUGUUCUAAAUAUAUAUUUAUUUAAAAAGUCAUUGAAAUUCUUUAAGAAAGAUAUUAGGUUUCUAAAGAAAACACUUCAUUUUCAAGUGGUUAACCUUUUAUUGAAUUUGAUUUUAGAGAUUCAUUAAAUUUGUGUAUAUAUAUCUGUAUGGAUUUGAAUAAAAAAGAAGAAAUGAAUGUUUAUAAAUAAUUGAAUUUGAGUUACAAUAAAUACUUAAAGUUUAUUAAAUAAUGUUAUGAUAGAACAACAUUUUAUAAAUUCUUUGUAAAAUCUUAGGAUUCUUUAAUAUUUGAAUUUGAUAAAUAGGGUUUAAUAACAUUUGUUUCAUAACCAAUAACUAAUAAAUUAGCUAAUGAUUUUGGUAUAAAUUUUAAUCCAUAAAUGUUUAAUGCAUCUUAUAAGAGUAUGUUCAAAAAUAAAAAUUUACUAUAGCAUAUAGAGAAUUAAUUAUAAGAAUAAAAUUAAUGGAAAUUAACAGAUAGUAAUUCUACAUAUGAAGUAUUUAUGAAAAUGGAAGAGAAAUACUUCAAAGGAUUUUUUGUAAUAUUUUAAUAAGGAUGGUUUAGAUAUGAUUAGAAAGAAUUUGAUGCAAGUUAAUGGAAUAAAUUAAGGAAAAGUAUUAUGCAAUCAGAAACAAAAUAAUAUUUAGAUAAAUUGGAAUAAAAACAUCCAUAAUUAAAAAAUUCAGUAGUUCAAAUGUUUAAACCUAAAUCAACAUAAAAAUAAUCAUUAUUUAAAAAUUUUAGUCCAAAUUUCAGUCCAAAUCAUUUAGAUUAAAGAAUUUCUCUUAAAGAAAGUGAUAAUGAUAGGAGAAUUCCUAAAACAAAAGGAGUGAAUCACUUUUAUUCAGAUAUGAUUACAGAUACUUGUAUUGAAAAUAUAAAUAAUUUAAAUUUUAAUAUAAUACCAUAUAGUAGUGAUUGGUUAGAGAAAUAGAAAGUAGUAUUUUAAAUAUUAAGAAUAAAUAAUUUUAUUGAAGAUUAUAAAAUAAAUGAAACAGCACUUUGCAAUUUUUUAUGUGCACUUGAAUAUAAAUAUAAUAAAAGUGGAAAUAAGUUUCAUAAUUAUGAUCAUGGUGUUACAGUAAUGUAAUGUUCUCAUGCAAUAAGUUUAGAGAUGAUGAAAACAAAACAUGCUAAUUUGUUAACUUAAUUUAUUAAAUUUGCUUUAAUAUUAGCAGCAUUAUGUCAUGAUGUAUCUCAUACAGGAAGAACUAAUACAUUUGAAAUUAAUAGUCUAUCAAAUUUAGCUAUUAGGUAUCAUGAUAAAAGUGUAUUGGAAUAACAUCAUGCAGCAACAUCUAUCAAAUUAUUAUGUGCAUAAUCUACAAAUAUUAUUCCUAAUUUUAAUUCAGAAGAAUUUAGAGAUUUUAGAAAAUUAUUUAUAUCCAAUAUUCUCUUUACUGAUAUUACUGAACAUUUUAAUUUGAUCAAGAGUUUUGAAGCUCGUAUAUAAGAAUUAAAUUUUGGAACAGAAUAAGAUGUAAGAUUAAUGACAGGCAUGAUUAUUCAUACAUCAGAUUUUGCUGGUGGAGCUAAACCAUUCCCUAUAAGUAAGGAAUGGAGUAUUAGAGUAAAUAAGGAAUUUUAAGAUUAGUAUAAUUUGGAAGGUAAAUUUGGUUAUCCUCAAUUACCAUAUAUGAAAGAUUUAGAUUAAGUAUAUUAAUAUUUCAUAAUAGUUACCAAUUAUGGCAAAAUCAGAAGUGGGAUUUUUUAAAUUUAUAGUUAGACCUUUGUGGGCAGUGAUGUCAAAAUUUAUUGAAGAUCGAUUGUAAGAGAGUAUUGAUAAUCUUGAUUAUACAAUUAUUGAAUGGGAAAAGUUAAUGAUUAAAUGA